UGUUUUAUUGCAGGUAUGUAACAUGUGUCACUAAUCUCCUAUCUACCUGGAUGAAACAGAAAUUUCUUUCUUACAUUUUCGACUAAACGAAUUCAGUUUCGAUUCAAACUUCAAAGGGUGAACAGUGAAACUAAACACUCAUAUCCAACAGCCCAAGAUUGUUUUAAAUUGGCCACACUUGUGACUGUGUAAAAUUUUUAAAUUCAAUUUAUUGCCGCAAUGUCGUGCCUAUUUAUUUUGAUUGUGAUAAGCUUGAUAUACCACAGCAGUGGCUGGUCGUACUAUUACAACAAUAGAUUCCCAACGAAUGGAUUGAGGAAUGUAGUUAGUUUUCCAGCCUCACCAGUGUUGUAUCCCAGAGAAGGUGGAAUAGUGAGCAUCGAAAAUACGUUACAGGAAUGUGUUGGAAUUUGUGUGCCGAAAGAUAAGUGCGAAAACGGUUCGAUAUCGAGAAAAUUUGUAGCUUUGAUGAGAGCCAGAGUACCUGAUGCGAUUAUCAGCGACGACAUAUCGUACUGCAUGGAAUCGGAAAUGUGUUGCAAGUUUAAGGACGAAUCGGAAGCUUAUGACGACCAGGCAAUUGUAAUCGAAAAUAAUGAAAUUCAGAAAAGUGGCCAUCGCAAAUGUGGACAACGAAACUUUGUUGGAAUUGAGAGUCGAAUCAGUGAUGGUGACAUCGCCCAAUAUGCUGAAUUUCCAUGGAUGGUUGUUGUGCUAAUGAAAAUGGACAUUUCCCGAGACGAUGCAACAGCGUACUCUUACAAGUGUGGCGGAUCGUUGAUCCAUCCGUCUGUCGUAUUAACAGCAGCCCAUUGUAUCGAUUCAAUCAAACCUGGAAAAUUGGUGAUUCGUGCAGGCGAAUGGGAUUUGUCCGAAACUGACGAACAGUAUCUUCAUCAGGACAGAAGUGUUCGUUCUAUUGUCAUCCACAAAGGCUUUUCAAAACAGUCAUUGCAUAAUGACAUCGCAUUGCUCAUUCUAACGUCUCCAGUAGAAUUAACUGACACCGUCAAUACGGUUUGCUUGCCGCAAAUGAAUGCCCAGUAUAAUGAUCAACGCUGUUUUGUGUCCGGUUGGGGUAAAGAUAGUUACGGUGUGACAGGUUCUUAUCAAACGAUUUUGAAAAAAGUCGAGGUUCCAGUCAUAUCUCACGAUAUGUGCCAGCGACAGUUACGACAGACAAUUCUGGGCAAGUUUUUCCGCCUUCAUCGCUCGUUUAUCUGUGCAGGAGGAGACUCAAAUUUUGGCGAUUCGUGCAAGGGAGACGGAGGUUCUCCGAUGAUGUGUUACAAUGCGGACACCAACAGCUAUGAUCAAAUAGGCAUUGUUGCUUGGGGGAUCGGCUGCAAUCAAUUUAAAAUACCUGCAGCUUAUGUGAAUGUAGCUACUAUGAGACGGUGGAUCGAUCACGAAAUGAAAAAACGAAAUCUCGAUUCGAGCUAUUACAUCGAGUGAAAUAUGUGUCUCUGGUUCGUAAAAUUUUCAGUUAAAUAAAAUUGAAGGUAAAAAAAU
Messenger RNA from Bradysia coprophila, 1512 nucleotides. Its product is annotated as phenoloxidase-activating factor 2-like. Gene Ontology annotation, biological process: proteolysis. Lineage: Eukaryota; Metazoa; Arthropoda; Insecta; Diptera; Sciaridae. Gene Ontology annotation, molecular function: serine-type endopeptidase activity. The record is from RefSeq and is a predicted model, not a curated record.